Messenger RNA from Fomitiporia mediterranea MF3/22, 1506 nucleotides. RefSeq lists its product as uncharacterized. Gene Ontology annotation, molecular function: N-acetyltransferase activity. The record is from RefSeq and is a predicted model, not a curated record. The transcript has a single exon. NCBI's taxonomy places the organism in Eukaryota, Fungi, Basidiomycota, Agaricomycetes, Hymenochaetales, Hymenochaetaceae. Bases 1 to 1506 code for a protein of 501 amino acids.
AUGCAAAUCUUUGCGAAGUUGACUGCCAUAUUUCCCACGUCAGGUCGUCUCGAAAGUUUCCAUAUAGCGUGUCAAGUCCUCAAGCUUGACUCUACUGUCAUCGUUGCUGGACGAUUUCUCAAUACCACCAACGAACAGACGCGUUUAACGAAAGAACAAGUGUAUCUAGCGCUUCUCCAUGCAUUGCGGACACACGCUGCGCUUUCCGCGAGGGUCAUACCAACCAUACGAAAAGUUACGAGGGGGACUUCGAAAGCGAUAUACGCAUUCGAGAGAUUGGAGAUCCUCGAUUUGGAAGGUGCUGUUCGUUUCUUAGACGAAAAGGAAGAGGAAGAGAAUCUCGCAAAGAUCAUGCAAGACGAGUUCACGCGUCCUCACCGUUCGGAUGGUGGUCCCAACACACCAUUAUGGCUGCUAACCGUCAUUUCACGGAAUACCGUCCUUUUUGCAUGGCAUCACUGUAUUGGAGAUGGACAGAGCGGUAUCGCGUUCCUUCGUACUUUCCUCCAGGGACUCAACUCGUCUGAAGAUGUUCCCGCUGAUUUCGAUUGGAGAGCCGUGAAGACACCAAACACACUCGAGCUUUUACCAACACUCGAGACGCUUACGGACCUCUCUGUCUCAUUACGUACCCUUAUUCCCAACAUUGCAAAGCUCUUCAUUCCUGCCUCUUGGACAAGCGCACGACGCACAUGGACCGGCGCACCUGUCUCAUCUGCACCUUGGCCUUUCCACACACGUGCACGUAUUCUAUCUAUCCCUCCGGAAAACAGCGCACGCAUGCUGGCUGCUGCAAGGGAACACGGAACGACGCUUACUGCGGUGCUUUACCUGCUUUCCACUGAGGUACUCGCAAGACUAGUUUCGUCUGACAAGCAAAACAGGAAGUACGACCGUCUCGAAUGCAGUAUUGCCAUCUCGCUCCGUCCACUUGCAAAUCAACCGCUUACUGCGAUGGGAGACUUCGUCUCUGUGUAUCACGCGUCAGAGCGUCUUUCCUCUUUCCCUUCCCCUUACCCUUCCAGCAAAUCCACUUCGAAAGGAAAAAAGGACGUAGACGCAGACUUUAACUUUGACUGGCAACGAGCGACAUCGUUCUCCAAGGACCUACAUGCCUCGGUCCCGAAAACACGCGAAACUGUUGGUUCAUUGAAAUACCUCUUCGGGAACUACAAAGGUUACUUCAAAAGCAAACUCGGGAAGAAACGCGAAGGAAGCCUAGUGCUUUCUAACGUUGGCGCAUUCAAAACAAAUUCAAUCUCGGGUGGCAAAGCUCAGGCAGGGUGGACGAUCACGGAGGCGUAUUUCGCACAGGAUGACUGUGCAGUCGGACCAGCAGUUAAGAUCAACGUGAUAGGAUCUCCGUCCGGCGGUGUUAACAUUUCCGUUACCUGGGGAGAAGGUGUCGUUGAGGAUGAGUUUGGGGACGUGUUCGUACGCGAGUUUGGCAAUGCGAUCAAGAAUUUUAAUUCCUUAUUGGCGAGUACAGAUAUGAAAUCUCCUUGA